UGAUUAUGUUUAGUCUAUAGAAUUAAUCUCAGAAGAUAUUAUAUCAAAUUAUUUUCAUAGAAAAAAUUUUUUAUUAUAGUUGAAGAAGGAUCGAUGUAUUUAACAGUAUUAGCUAUAAACAAAAAUAAGGAGAGGUAAAGAAAAACGAAUACAAGUGUGCUGCACAUGUGUACUAUAAUCUGUCUGAUGUAAAAGAAUAUCGUGAUAUGUCGAUAUGAAAAUAUUUUUUAAUUGUAAAAUAUAUAUUUAAUUGUAUAAUAUUAUAUAUGAAUAAAUUUAUUUUGUUAUAAAAAUAUUAUAAUUGAUAUUAUAUAUUGAUAUUAUUAUGAAUUUUGUUAUAUAAUAUCAAAUAAAUUUAAAAUUUUGCAUAUUUUUUUUUACUAUAUAAUACUAUAACUAUAUAUAAUAUUAAUACAAAAACUUUAUAUUUUUAAAACGAAAUACUAAUGCAAUUAUACAUACGAAUUAAAUAAUUUUUGUAUAAUUUUAUAAAUAAUUUUUAAAUAAUUAUUGUACUGUGAUCAUUAUUUUCUUUAUUGAAUCUUCUUUGAACAAUACAAUUAUAAAAAUUCAUGUUUAAUAUUAUUAAAAGAUAGAAGAAUAAAAUUAGUAACUCAUAAUAAACGAAGUAAAAAUUAUAAGUUUUAAAAUUUUGAAAAAUUUUGAAAUCUUAAUAUUUUAAAUAUUUUUAAAUAAUUUAAAUUAUUUUUAAAUUAAAUUUAAAAAAAAUGGAUAAAAUAUAAUAGUCAUUUAUUUAUCUUCUAUAUUUUCCAUUUUAUUUUCUUUUCUUUCAUUUUAUUUUGUUUUCCUAUCAUUUUCAAGUUUCUUUAUAUUUCUGUCUACUAUAUAUAUAUAUUAAUAUAAUAUUAUAAUAUAUAUAUAAAGAAUUUAUUUUGAUAAAUACUAAUACAACAUUUUUUAAAUAGUUUUAAAAAAAAUCUUUAAAUCUUUUGCAAAAAUAUUCUUCAAAUUCAUUAAAAAUUUAACAUUUCUUUCAAUAACAAUUCUUAAAAUUAUUAAUAUAAUAAAAUAUGAUGAAUUGCUUCAUUCAAUCUCUUUUUAUCUUUCGUUUAUUUUAUCUUUCGUUCAAACUUUCUUAAUAUAUCAAUUCAUCAAAUUAAUAAAAAUAAAUAAAAGAAUAGAUUCUUCUGUUAAAAUUGCAAGCGGAUAAUCCUUUAUAAAACUUUUUCUUCUGAUCGCCCCCGCACAUGUUCCUCUACUCAGAUUUAAGAACUUCACUUUGUCCCUCGGCUGCGUCAGCACCCUCGUCACAAGUUGACAGGAAGGGACCUCAUUCUUUAUACGGCACUGGUCGCUGUCGGAGGUUCUCCUUAACAGAGAGACGCGAGAGAGACGCGUCACAAGAGGCGUCCACACGACGAUUGCCUCUCUCUCCCAUACAUUUUUCAUCUAGUGAUCGGCACGGUGCAUCGCGGAGAUCGAAUGUGUCUUAGAUCAUCGGUUUUCGAUUGAUCUAUUUGUUUCGUUCGAUCAUAAUUGUGGAUCCAGCCGUCUAUCUGCUCAUGGCACGAGAUACAUUCUCGAGGGAGGCACAUCGAGUUAGAUUAAAUCGGAUUUAAAAAUUUAAACGGCUAAAGAAGAAGAAAGAAAAUGUCUCGAAUAUCAGCACAAGCAAUUUUGGCAAUAUUGUUAUUUGCAAUAACAAUUGUAUUAAAUUCAGCUGAUCCACAAUAUUCCAGAGAAAGACCUGUACAUAGAGGAUCAAUCCAGAGAGGGGAUAUGUCGGAGGUGAUUGAAGAACGCCAUUAUUGGCCAAAGCUGAACAUUCCUAACCCAAGAGGUCCAGCACGAAAGAGGCAUCCUUGCGAGCAGAGCUCAUGUUAUCCCUCAACAGGAAAUCUAUUAAUCGGUCGAAAAGAUCGAUUGAGUGCGUCUUCUACUUGUGGACUUAAAGGACCAGAAAGAUAUUGUAUCGUUUCGCAUUUGAAGGAUCGAAAGAAAUGUUUCUUUUGCGAUGCAUCGAUGCCGAAGCAACAACACAAUAUUGAAAAUAUUGUUACUGAUUGGUCUAAAAAUUGGUGGCAAGCGGAAAAUGGGGUAGAAAACGUUACAAUACGUUUCGAUCUCGAAGCUGAAUUUCAUUUUACCCAUAUCAUCAUUCGUUUCAAGACAUUUAGACCUGCGUCAAUGUUAAUUGAGAGAUCGUACGACUUUGGUAAAACAUGGCAAGUAUAUCGAUAUUUCGCGCAUAAUUGUGAACAGUAUUUUCCACAUGCUUCUACGGGACCACCUCAAAAACUGACAGAUGUUAUCUGCGAAUCGAGAUAUUCCGGCGUGGCGCCAUCUACAGGGGGCGAUGUUAUCUUCAGAGUCUUGCCCCAAAAUUUAGAAAUAGACAAUCCCUAUUCGAAGGAAGUACAAAAUCUCCUAAAAAUCACCAACCUCCGCAUAAAUAUGACCAGAUUACACACAUUAGGAGACGAUCUUCUCGAUAAUCGCGCAGAAAUUCGAGAAAAAUAUUAUUAUGCAAUUCAAAAUAUGGUGAUUCGUGGAUCCUGUUCCUGUUAUGGCCAUGCAUCCAGAUGUCUUCCACUUCCUGGAGUUGCUAACGAAGAAAACAUGGUGCACGGCAGAUGCGAGUGCACUCAUAAUACUACGGGAUUAAAUUGUGAAAAAUGUCAAGAUUUUUAUAAUGAUCUUCCCUGGAAACCUGCAGUUGGAAAACAGACGAACGCUUGUAGACCUUGCAAUUGUAAUAAUCAUACGAAUUCCUGUCAUUUCGAUGAAACGGUCUAUGAAAGAUCUGGAAGAGUUUCUGGUGGUGUUUGUGAUGAUUGUCAACACAAUACCAGAGGUCAAAACUGCGAAUUAUGCAAACCAUUUUACUAUCACGAUGUCACGAAGGAUAUAUCUCAUUCCGAGGCAUGUCUACCUUGUGAUUGUGACCUUGGUGGUUCAUUGGAUGAUGGUAUAUGUGAUUCAAGAACCGAUCUUCUCAGUGGAGAUGAAUCUGGACGUUGCCAUUGUAAAGCAAACGUCGAAGGUCGUCGUUGUAAUCGUUGUAAAUAUGGUUAUUGGAACUUUGAUCCUGAAAAUCCUGAGGGAUGUCAAGCAUGUACCUGUAAUACUCUGGGCACUAUCGAUAAUCGUGGAUGUAAUAUGGUCACUGGCGAAUGUACUUGUAAACGUUUCGUCACUGCUCGUGAUUGUAAUCAAUGUCUCCCAGAAUUUUGGGGUCUCUCGGAAGAUCCGGAUGGUUGUAAACCUUGUGAUUGCGAUCCCGGUGGUUCUUAUGAGAAUUCUUGUGAUGUGAUUACUGGUCAGUGUCGUUGCAGACCUCACGUUAGUGGCAGAACUUGUAAUCAACCUGAACAAAGUUACUAUACUGGAUCGUUGGACUUUUUGAUUUACGAGGGUGAAUUAUCGAGAGCUACUGAUAACUGCCAAGUAGUGAUUAGAGAACCUUAUCGCGAUGGAAGAAACAGUACUUGGACUGGUACCGGGUUUAUGAAGGCACUUGAGGGUUCAAUCUUAAAUUUCACGAUUGAUGAUAUUCGUAAGAGUUUAUGGUACGAUAUUAUCGUACGAUAUGAACCAAUUCAGGUAGGAUCCUGGGAAAAUGUUCAAAUAAUCAUUGAAAGAGAUGGUCCAGUGGAUCCUAAUGGUCCUUGUGCUGAAUGGAGACCGGAAUAUGACCAAUUAUAUGCGCAACUUCCUUUAAGAUCGAGAAGCGUUGUUGUACAACCAUCCAUUUGCUUGGAAGCAGGAAAACGAUACAAUAUCUUAUUGCAAUUUCGUAAAUUUAACAAUCAUAUCGAUACACCUUCUGCUUCCAUCUUGGUUGAUUCUAUUGUUCUGAGGCCAAGAAUAGAUGCUAUUCCUUUCUUCAAAACUUCUGGAAUUGGCGAACUUCGUCGACAAGAAUACGAAAGAUAUCAUUGUAGUGAAUUCUUUAAUGAUAUUAACACAGAAUGGGAUAAUAUUCCGGAAAUUUGUAGACAAUAUCAAAACAGUAUUGGUUAUUAUGUUUACGAUGGUGCACAUUCUUGUGAAUGUAAUCCAACUGGAUCCCACAGUUUGCUGUGUGAGAGUUACGGAGGUAUUUGUCCGUGUAAACCAAACGUCGUUGGCAGGCGCUGUGAUCGUUGCGCACCUGGAACUUAUGGUUUCGGCCCAGAGGGUUGUAUAUCUUGUGAUUGCGAUGGUGUAGGAGCGCUGGACAAUUUCUGCGAUGUUGAAACAGGACGAUGCAAGUGUCGACCGAAUACUUAUGGAAGAACAUGCGGUCAAUGUGAACCUGGCUUUUGGAAUUUCCCUCAUUGUCAACGAUGCGAAUGCAAUGGCCAUGCUGAAAGUUGUGAUUCCAAGACUGGUGCGUGUGUCAAUUGCCGAGACUAUACUACUGGACACAAUUGUGAUCGAUGCAUUGAGACAUAUUAUGGUGAUCCUAGGAUCGGUGUAGACAUUCCAUGUAGAGCGUGUCCUUGUCCAGGAACCAUAGAUUCUGGCCAUUCUUAUGCUGAGAGUUGCUCUUUGGAUUCUGUGACUCAUGAUGUGAUUUGCGAAUGUUUCGACGGAUACACCGGUCCUCGUUGCGAAAACUGUGCGGAAAAUUACUUUGGUCAUCCUGAGAUUCCUGGUGGCAUCUGUGAAUCUUGUAAUUGCAAUAACAAUACGGAUCUUCGUCUAGCUGGAAAUUGUGAUCCUCAUACUGGACGUUGCCUACAAUGUUUGUAUAACACUGAUGGAUCAAACUGCCAGAUAUGCAAACCAGGAUUUUACGGAAAUGCUCUUGAACAAAAUUGUCAGGAUUGCCAGUGUGAUGUUUUGGGUACAGAUAGAAAUGCUGGACCUUGUGAUCAUCGAACAGGACAAUGUCCUUGCUUACCUCAUGUGAUCGGUUUACUAUGCGAUUCUUGUGAAGAAAAUCAUUGGAGGAUUGCUAGUGGCCAAGGUUGUGAUCCUUGUGAAUGCGAUGCUGUUGGAAGUGUCUCCGAUAGUUGCAAUCCAUACGAUGGUACUUGCGAGUGCAGACCAGGUUUCGGAGGAAGACGCUGUAACGAGUGUCAAACAAAUUUCUGGGGCAAUCCAAACGUCGAAUGUUAUCCGUGCGAUUGCGAUUUAACCGGCUCUGCCAGCCAGCAGUGCGACAGAGAAACUGGGACAUGUAUUUGUCACAAAGGAAUAGGUGGCGAAAAAUGCGACCAAUGCGAUCGUGGCUACUACGGAUAUGCGCCUCAAUGCAAUCCUUGCGGCGAAUGUUUUGACAAUUGGGAUUUAACAUUAACUGGUUUAAGAAAUAAGACAAACCUUGUUAUUGAAGAGGCAUCGAAGAUACAAAAGAUUGGAACGACUGGUGUCUAUAGUCAAGAAUUCGACGAUAUGGUCGAAUCUUUGGAUCAAGUGCAAGCAUUGAUCAGUAAUGCUUCUAUUAGAAGCCAAGAUUUAGACGAAUUGAAUGAUUUGACCAUAGAAUUGAAUAACAAUGUGUCUACGUCGACUAAGAAAUUAGAAGAAGUGAACAAUCUCUUAGAGAAUGUUAGCCAAAGAGUGAAUCUGGGGGAUGCUGCUCUUAAGAAUUUGAAGAACAGAACAAAUAGUUUGCAUCAAGCUGCUGCAGAUCUCAAGGAAAACGCGACGAGAUUGCAAGAAGAAAACGUACAAGGUGCUCUUAAUGUUACACAACAAAUGGCAGAACAAUCUAGGCAAGCGGAAAAAAUGGCAAACGAUACUAGUAAUGUUCUGACGGAUGCGGAGAGAUUCGUUAAACAUACCGAAAGUUUAUUAGCUAAGAAUCGAGGUUUCGUGGAAGAGGCUCAAGAAAAGAAUCAGGAAUCGUUAAAUAAAAUAAAUGAAAAAUUGAAAAUAUUCAAUAAUAUUAUGCCUGAAUUAAAUUUAGAAAUGUGCGGAGAUAAUGUGACUGAUUGUAGUAGUGUGUGUGGUGGCGCUGGUUGUGGUUUUUGUGGCGGUUUAUCCUGCGAUGCGGGUGCCAUGACAAAGGCCACUCAAGCUUUAGAUGUAGCUAAAAAACAAGCUGCUAAGAUCAAAAGUCAUAAAGAUGAGGCUGAACAAUUGCUUCGCAAUAUGAGUCAAGUGAAGCGGGAUGCAAUGGCUACCAGAUCAAAUGCUCAAGAUGCCUUCAAUUACGCUUUGAAAGCUCGCAAUCUAACUGACAAUGUGAGCAAAGAUCUUUCCGAUAUAAAUAAGCGAAUUCGCAGUACUUUGGAUGAAGAUCAACCGACUCCUGCCAUGGUAAGAGAUUUAGCAAAUGAAGUGCUGGCCAAGAACAUCCAAUUGAAACCCGAUGAAAUCAAAGAAUUGGCCGAUCGUAUUAAGAGUAUUGUCGGUUCCUUGACUGAUUCUGAUAAAAUUCUCGCGGAUACCAAAGACGAUCUUUAUCUAGCCGAACAAUUGAAAAACCGAGCAACUAAAAUGAAAGAAGACGCAAUCGAGAAGCAAAUGUUGGCUAAUGUAGUGGUAGUUUUGUUGAAUGAUGCCAAAAAAGCUCAAACUCGUGCUCAAGAAGCAAUCAACCAAGCCGAACGUGAUGUUAGUAGAUCUGAAAAAGACUUGGAAGAGAUAGCAGAGGUGACCAAAGGUGCUCAGAUGCAGGCAAAUAGCACUACUCAGACUGUUGAUUCUUUGGAUGCUCGAUUGAAACAAUUACAAACUCAAUCAGUAAGGAAUGAUUUCGUUUUGAAUCAAGAAAUUAGUGUUGAAGCCCGUAAAAUUGCCGAGGAAGCGCAGAAUGUUGAUAUCAAGACAAAAGAGCUAGCCAUGGAAUAUAAAAAUGCGGACGAAUUGUUGGAUUCAAGAAUGAAUAAAAGCAAUGGAAAUAUAUUGAGGGCGAAAAAGCUUCUUCAGAAGGCCUCAGAACUGACUGCUGAUACCUCGACGAAAUCUAAGGAUUUGGACGGUAUGGAGAGUGUAUAUAGAGAUAAUGAGAGGAUGUUGUCCGACUUGAUGGAUCAGGUUGACUCGUUAACUGGGGAAAUGGAAAAACAUUUGGCGGAAAUCGAGCAGAAAGCGCAACGUUAUAAACAGUGUACUUCUUGAGCGAAUGCAACCAUUGGUUAUAAUUGGUUAAUGGUAUAUGCCUUUGUGACUAACUUGGAUUUUUAAAAAUGAAUGCUUGACAAUAUUUUGUUUUGUAUUUUGAUACUAAAUCGAGCGAGCUAAAUUUCAUAUUGUAGAUAUAUUUAUCUUUGUAGAUUACUUUUCUUUUUCUUACUGAGUUUAAAAUUUUAUUAUUAAUAAUUUUACACAAAAAAUGUUUGAUCGUGAUAAAUUUCAUGUAAAUUUAUUUUACAAAAGAAAAGAUCUAAAUGCAGAAAUUUAGAAAAAGUAUUUUAUUAAGGAACUUUAAUUGUAAUAAUUUUUAAUUAUAAAUAUUUUUUUAAAUCUUAUCUAUUAUAAAAUGUACAACGAUGAACAAAAUAUUACCAUCAUUGAAUGAAUAUAAAAGAAGUUAAAAAAUAGAGUAUGAAUAAUUUUUAGGUUAUGAAGACUAAAUCGAUUUAUCAUCUUUUUUAAAAAUGAUUAAAAAAUAUAUGAAAAAUAAGAAAAAAAAAAGAAUUUUUCCAGUGCCAUAAUUAUAAAUAAAGAGGCCAUUUAUAUGUUUAUAUAUUUCACAUUCAUAUAUAUAUUUAUAUGUAACUUUUUAAAAAUUUCAUGGAAAAUAGAAAUUAAAUUAUAGAAUAAAUAUUUUAAAUCAUGGAAUUAAUCAUGAAAAGUACUAAAGACAAAAUUCGUAUUUUUUAUGUUAAAUUUUUUAUUAUGGACCAAAUAUUUUAAAAUGAAUAAUGUACAAAAUUAGUAGAUCAUAAUAUAAAAUUAAUAAAAAUAAUCAUUUUCGCGUUGAGAAUGUUCUUCAAAACGAGAAAAAAUUUUACGAAGAGUAUCAUUGAUCUGAAAAAAAUCAAAAAAUUUUAGAAUGUAUUGACAAGGACAUAAAUAUUUUUUAUAAUUAAAAAAAAACUUUACUGAAAAUAUGCCAAAUAUUAUUUUAUAUUUUUAAAUAGAAUAUUUUUAUAUUAGUUCAUAUUAGUUGAAAGAUUUACAUUAUAAAUUAUUUUAUGAUUUCACAAAUCAAGAUUAUAUAUAGAUUAAAUAAUCAAUCAGUAAUCAUUAUAAAUAUAUAUAUUUAACUGCCUAAUUAAUAAAUAAUUUUAUAAGGUAUAGAGAAUUUAUAUCCUUGACAAUAUAUUUUAAUUGUAUAAUUUAAUUACGAGGAAUAUUGCGCAAAUUGACUAUUAUUGAAGAAAAAUGACUGAUAGUUUUUAUACAGAAUUAAGAUAUUAAUGUAUCGAUUUAAUUCACAAUAUAUAAAAAAAAUUUAAUUAUUCAACAUUUAAUUUAAAAUUUGUACUUAUAUAUUAUACACGUUGCAUUUGAUAAAUAAUUUUUAAAUAAGAUACGGUGCAAUAGAUAGAUAGAAUUUUUAUCAGUAAUUUGUAAAUAUAUUACUAUAUCUCUUCACCAAAUUGUAUUUUUCCAUUUGACAUGAAUUGGUAAUAAAUAAAAUUAUAAUAUAUAAUAAAAGAAUAUUUGAUUUAAAAUAUAUGGAAAAAACAAAAAAAAUAUUAUUAAAUAUUAAAUGUAUUUAAUACGAAUACAUAUUUUUAAUACUUCAAUUGUAUAUUCAGUAUAAUGAUACAAUUAAACUAUAUUAAUUAUAAACAAAUUUGGAUAUAAAUUGAUUAAUUUCUAAAAAUUAUUAUAUUCUUAUAAUUAUUUAGAUUAUUGGGAUACAAUGUUUGCAACGAUUUUAUCUCUCUUUGUACGCAACUUAAGACAACUUUAAUGAAUUAUACUAGACCUGAACAUUUUUCCUCGCUUUUAUUUCAUUAUCAAUAUGACUACUUUUUCAUAUUUAAUCAUUCCAUAUCUCCCUACUAUAUUUUGUUUUGUUUUAAUUGAGAACAUAUACAUAUAAUAAUAUCCUAAUCUCCCCCCCAAUCUUCUUUUAUGUUGCAAGAAAUGUAACGAGAAAAUCCAAAAAUAUAUAUAAUAAUAUCCUGAUCUCUUCUCCAAUCUUCUUUUAUGUUUCAAGAAACGAGAAAAUCCAAAUUAAGGAGAGAAGCAGCAGUUAUCUAGUCCUAAAUUAUAGAAUAUUAAUAUAUUUAUAAAACAUUUUUGAUUUUAAAGGCCAAAAUAUAAAUAAAAAAUAUAAGCAAUUUAAAUUUGUGUUAGAUAAAAAGAAGAAGACAAAGCUGUUUCGCAACUUCAUUUCGUUUUUAUGCUUGAUCUAAUUGUACUUUAAGAUGAAUAAUUUCAUUCAUAUGUGUAUAUAAUGUUCAUACAUAUCAAUAUAUUAAUAAAUUUAAAAUUUAACAAUCGAAAUUGAUAUUAUGUUAUUAUUAAAACAAGAGUUAUAUUUUUUCUAAAAAUGAGAUAAUAUAUAAUUUAUUUAGCAAAUUUUACUAUAAAUUUCCAAAUUUUUUAUGAACACAUAUUAUAAUGAGUUUUAAUAUUUACGCAUGUAAAUUUUCUUAUUAAAUUUUAACUUUAAGUACGUAAAAGUUUCUUUAAAAUUACUUUUUUAAUAAAUGUUUAAUUCAAUAAUUUUUAAUAAUUGUAAAUCCAAUUAUGUUGCUCAAAAGAUUUAUUUUAUUAUUAAAAUAAAAUUUAAAUUGAAAAACUUGAAAAAAAUAUUAUAAUUUUGUUUAACUUAAUAUUGAUUUAGAUUCAUCAAUUUUGUAAUAUAAACUAAAUAAGAAACAUUCUCAAACAUUCUAAAUAAACUAAUUCCACUGCUGAUAUUUUCAUAUUAGAAGAAUUCAGAAUGUAUUGUAACAAUUUUGUUCACUCAUUGAAUAUUUUCGCUUUUGAUUGAACAAAUAUAUCGAUAAAUUCACUAAAAGAGUAUAAAAUUCAUUAAAUGAUGUAUAAAGUAUACAUGAAAUGUUUGAAAUAAAGUAUAAAGUAUUCAUGAAAUAAUGCAAAAAUCAGACUUAUAGAUUUAUUCUACUAUAUAUUUAAAUUGGUCAGAAGUUUGGUCUAUGAAUUUUUUUUCCUCAAGUUCAUUUUUUUUUAAUUUACCAAUUUUUCACACAUUAAUAUAUUAAGGUGUCUAAGUUUCUUUCGCACUACGCUAGAAAUGACUUUAACUGAUUAUAUUUUUAUAUGCAUAUGCAUGCAGACUUAUCUAUUAACUGUUUAUGGCAUCGAUUUCAGUUAUCUCAAAGCUCUUUUAAAGUACGUUUUGUUAGCACAGUCUCUUUUAAAAUUUUUCUCUACAUCGAUAUAAAUAGCCAAAAAAAGCAUUUGCAGUAUUAUGCUUUAUUGCUUUAAAAAAGAUGAUAGUGUAAAUGAUAUUGUAGACAAGAUUUGUAUUGUUUACGAGAAUAGUGCUACAAUUAUGAUCAUUCGCAAUUGAUUUAAGAGAUUUUGAGAUGGCAAUUUUGACUUGAAAGAUGAAGAUCGCAGCGCUCAAUAACGAUGAAUACGGACUUUAUCAAGGCCAUGCUCGUUGAAAAUUCGCGAUAUAGUGUGCAAGAUAUAAUGGAUGCCACUAACAUUUCCAAAAAAACAGUAUAUAAUCACCUGAUCAAGAUAGGAUAUGUCAAUCGAUGGGUGUUUAGGUUCCACACGAACGGAGACCGACUUUAUGAACCGCGUAUCUACAUGCGAUUUUUUUUUCAGCGACAUGAAAGAAAUCCUUUUUUAAAGAGACUUGUCACUGGAGACGAGAUUUGGAUUUUGUAUCAAAAUGUGCAUCGAUAACGUAUUUGGUUUAAGGAUAAUAGACUUUCAAUUAUUGUGAAGUCUGGAUUUCAGAAGAAAGUUCUUUUAUCCAUUUAAUGAAAUUGGUUUAAUCUACUACGAGCUUUUUCAAGGCGAAAUCAUCAACGCCAUGGCAGAAAAACGAUUAAAAUUGGCGAACUGACGAGGCCAUCACGAUAAUAACCGCAUUGAUUGUAAGAAAAAAGCUCUUACAGUUUGAUUGGGACGUUCUAUCGCAUCUUUUAUACUCCCCAGAUCUUGCUCUAUCCGUAUAUGUAAUCGUAUGUGUAUCUUAUCUGUUAUAUUAAAUAAUAAACAAGAUAGAUUAAA
Messenger RNA from Apis cerana (Asiatic honeybee), 11016 nucleotides. It is a transcript of the gene LanB1, whose product is annotated as laminin subunit beta-1. Gene Ontology annotation, biological process: tissue development; cell migration; substrate adhesion-dependent cell spreading. Gene Ontology annotation, cellular component: laminin trimer. NCBI's taxonomy places the organism in Eukaryota, Metazoa, Arthropoda, Insecta, Hymenoptera, Apidae. The record is from RefSeq and is a predicted model, not a curated record.